Molecule: messenger RNA, 1295 nt
Organism: Gekko japonicus
Lineage: Eukaryota; Metazoa; Chordata; Lepidosauria; Squamata; Gekkonidae
Gene: SMIM5
Product: small integral membrane protein 5
Exons: 3
Coding region: 216-458 (80 amino acids)
Source: RefSeq, a predicted model, not a curated record
GAGAGAGAGAGAGAGAGAGAGAGAGAGCAAGCACGCACGCACAAUUCAGGCAGAGACAGCAGCUGGCUGUCAGCAUCAGGGACAAGAGGAGUUGAACAAGGAAAGAAAGAAUACAGAGACAGUCAAAAAUGGAAGGAGAGCUGACAUGAAGUGAAGACAACAGAAAGAAAAACACAAAGGACAAACAUCUAACCCUGCUGCACCACUGGGGCAGGAUGCCUCACAGUGACUUUCAGAAUGAACUCUACACAAUUGGUGAAAAGUUACUGAAUAAAUUCCAGAGAUUACCAAAGGCGGAUAUAUCGGAAAUUGCGUUCUUUUUUGUCAUUGUCUUGUUCAUUGCUACAAUAAUUGUAAUGAUGAUCAUAGCCUGCAGCUAUUGCUGCUUCAACUGUGGCAAUGGGAGCCCAGAUCCCAAAGGCAGGAGGACCCGUGUUCAGCCAGCAGCCCAUAAGUGAGAAUGCAUUGCAAAAAAGUGUGGAAAUUCUAAGGAAUGAAUAUGAAGCAACUGCUGUCAGCCACCACAGAGGAAACCUUGCACAGCAAUUGACCAACAAGAUGGUAAAAAGGUGGAUGACAAAUAUCAAGCAAAAAAAGGGGAGAAAUCCUACAUCAACUAGGAUUUUGUGCCACAGCUACCACAUGACUAUAUAAUAGAGUCCACAGUAUUUGUCUCUCUUCCUUAACAGACAUUUUAGUAUUAAAAUACUAAGAUUGCCAUAGCUUGCCUGGAUAUGAAUCCCAACGUAAAACCAAAAAGAGCAAAAGCCAUGAACAAUCCUAAGAAAACUUACAUACUUGUACAAAAGGGAGAGUUGCAGGGAGAUCCUGGACACCACGACUCUCCAUUCUGAGCUUCAAGCUACAUGCAAGUACUCAACGCUUGACACAGCAACUACAAUAUGAGCCCCAUUUCUUCCUUGCUGACCAACGAUCUACAGCAAAGAACACUAAACCACAGAAUGUCUGACUGAGUGAUCCAUUCAGGAGAUGAUGCAGCUUUGCAGUUAACAUAUGAGUUCAGAGACUAGGAAGCCAGGUGGCGACAAAGGCCCCCCCCUCAGACAUGACAGCUGCCAAAGAGAACACACAGACUAUAUGUAAUAGCCAUUGUCUGCGUAGGGAUGAGGGUGAAACAAUACCUAGCCCCCAAAACACUGUGUUGUUUUGUUUGUUCACUUCGCAGUGAUUGCUAAUAAGCAAACAGAAAAUGCCUUGUUUUCUCUUCCAUUCAAAAACUUUGCUGUAUUUGCUAUAAACUCAGUAUUUAGUAUGAUGAAAGAGGAAGAAGAGAU